CAAGACGGGACAACAGCCAAUCCAGAAGAAGCCAAACGAACCUUCCACCGGAACUUUCGAAUGUGAAGAACAACACAGGGUGUGGUGUCUGCAAGCCUGCGCUUGUCCCAUCGUACAGUUGGCCAUACAACAGAUGAUAAGAACACAGGUUUCAAUGUCAAGUGACACGCGAUCAAGAUCCAAAGCUGCAAGUGAAAGAGCAUGUCGGAAGAAAGAGACGCCGAGCCGACCACAGAGUGUCCGAACGGGCAGAGUCCCCGGAAUUUCUUCACCUGGCAGCUCACAGACCCUUUGAAAGUUGAGCGGUAUCUUUGGGGCCUAUCCUUUGCCAAUUGCACUGCUCAGUUUGAGCAAGAAUUUUAUGGUGCUGCCACUGCGAGUUACGGUCUGCCGACAGUGCAGGAAUCAGACGACCUCAAGGUCUCAGCCGUCAUGUGUUGUUCCUCAUGCGGAGCAGAAUUUGACUCGAGAGACGAACAGGUUCAGCACUACAAAGGGGACUGGCACCGAUACAACUUGAAGCAGCAGCUUCGAGGACGGCUUCCACUUUCAGAAGAAGCAUUCUUGGAUACCAUAGAUGAAAUAUCCAGUAUCUCGGGAUCAGAAUCCGAAACGGGCAACGACUCCACGACGGAAGCUGGUCCAGCCGGAGCGCACAGUCCCCGCAGAGACGCAAACAGAGUUGCUGGACUACAGCGGAGUCCGAAGAAGGCUUCGCGCGACAGAUCGGCAAGUGUGACUUCCACGGAUACUGAAGGGGAGGAAACAGACCAAGAUAAAUCGGAUGGGAAAAAAUCUCGCAUGAACUUGAAGCUGUACUUAAAGAAUGGGAACAAUCAGGUCCUGGCACUGUAUCGUUGCAUCGUACAUGGGAAGAUGGAGGUACCACUUAGCCACAAAGAGCUAAUUGUGGCUGUUUCAGAGAUUCCGCAAAAGUUGCGCUGGGCUGUCGUCAUGGUGGGCGGAGGACAUUUUGCAGCAGCCAUUUGCGACCGGGGAAAUGUAGUGGCCCACAAGACAUUUCAUCGGUACACAGUAAGGGCAAAGCAGGGAGGAGCACAGUCAAGCAGAGAUGGAAAGCAGAAGGGAUCCCAGCCCAAGUCUGCUGGUGCCAGUCUCAGGAGACACAAUGAGGCUGCUCUUGUUAAGGAUAUUCAAGACCUUCUGUCAUCGUGGAGUGAAGAUCUCCAGAAGUGCAGUGCAAUCUUCUACCGUGCCCCCGGGGCCAGCCGAACGUGCCUGUUCUCGGGAAAGUCCGCCCCUCUCAAAAAGUCCGACCCUCGUCUUCGCUCCAUACCUUUUCCAACCAAGAGAGCAACCUACAACGAAGUUCUCCGUGUGCACAGGUUACUUGCCACAGUGGAGUGCUUUGGCAGCGAAGCCAACAUCGACGGCCGAAUUCCAGUGUCUCCCAAGAUUCACUCGGGGUCGAAGAAACCAUCAAAAUCUCCCAAGGGCCUCAACCAAAAUAAUGAAGCCGAGGUUCUUUCAGUCGAACCUCUUGGCAACACUGAGAAAGUGUCGACGUGUGACAACGAAAGUGCCCUCUCUGAGUCUGAUCGAGAAGUUGUCUUUGAAUUAACGGAAGAACCCAUCAGCACUCUGGGCUUGCGAGAAUUUGCGUCAACCAGGAGACGGCCCAAGUCGCGCCACAAAAAGGGAAGGAGUAGUUCGGGUCGCACUUCCUCGGAACCAUCACUGCCAAAAGAAUACCAUGCUCUGAGGACAGCCAUGCUUGAAGCAUGCAAGUCUGGUAACCUUGAUGCCUUGUCUUCUAUAUUAAAAGUCCUGACGCAGAAGAACAACGUGACACCAGAGAGCGUUGCAGUGCACGCCCCAGACAAAAUGGCCACUGGUCAUGACACUGAACUGCACACACGUACAGAGAGUCAUGGCAGUAGUGAUGAGCAUCCCCGUUGUGAUAACGUACGGCCGAGUGAUAAAAUGACUGAUAAGAACGACACGGACAGCUCGACUCUGGGACCUGCCGACGUUUACCUGGAAAUAGGGAAUCACGAAAAGGAGUUGAGAACAAGUUACUGUUCAAAGGAUGACCCACCUACCCCACAAAACGAACAUGACCCAAAAGGACUGAUGGGGCUAGGGGUCAGAGAGGGCAAAGGCGACCCCACAGUCCACCUGGCGCUAAAAGCAGGUCUACCAGCAGGAAGGCUGCUUAGUCCAACUGGAUCAGAUCCAGAGGCCACACCUCUUGUGGAGAAAGUGAUAGAAUGGGACCAGGACACGGACAAAGUGUUGGCAGAGCCAGCGUCGUUGGACGCGUGCUGUGAUGUCGUCUGCAAGAAGGGCCUGAAACAGAAGUUGCUGGAUGCACCACUAGAUGACUCUUCUGCAACACUGCUCCACUACUGUGCAAGGCACGGCUUUGGAAAGCUAGUCACGUGCCUCAUGGAGGCGGGAGCUGACCUCACAGUGAAGAAUUCCAGAGGACAGACACCAUAUGCAGUAACAUCUGAUAAACAAACGAGGCACGAAUUUAGACGUUUUAGGGCGGCUAACCCCGACAAGUACGACUACAAUAAAGCGCAAAUACCAUCUGGCCUUACCGAGGAGAUGGAAAAAGAACGCAAUAUAAAGCAUGCAGAGAAACAGAAAGAGAAGCGUAAGCUUCACCGAGAAAAACUAAAGGAAAGGAAAGCUGCAGAACUUCAACGACAGAAAGAAGAAGCCGAGCGUCAGAGAUUUCUCUCUCUCAGCGAUAGGGAAAAGAGAGCCCUGGCUGCAGAACGAAGGUUUGCUCAACAACUGUUGGCAACAAAUGCACCUCAUGUUGUUCUGAGCCGUUGUUUUAUGUGUGCUACUGAUAUAACUGGAAAGGUUCCCUUCGAAUACAACGACAGCAAGUUCUGCAGCAUCGACUGUGUGAAACUGCAUCGUCAGAAGCCGUCGGGGACAAGGCAGUGACAACGAGAACUAAAGUGUUUUCUUUUAAAUUAUUACAGAGUAUUAGGACAUGCAUAUUUUCUUAUGCUUUUACCUCUGUGAAAUUAAAGAACAUGCAUGUGCUACUGAGACUGAAUAUAUAUGAUAUGUAUUUGACGAUAAAAAAUAAAAAUGAAACAAGAAGUGU
This is a messenger RNA of Ornithodoros turicata, 3091 nucleotides long. Its product is annotated as tRNA endonuclease ANKZF1-like. The coding region runs from base 202 to 2925 and encodes 907 amino acids. Gene Ontology annotation, molecular function: protein binding. The record is from RefSeq and is a predicted model, not a curated record. The transcript has 18 exons. NCBI's taxonomy places the organism in Eukaryota, Metazoa, Arthropoda, Arachnida, Ixodida, Argasidae.